Messenger RNA from Zonotrichia leucophrys gambelii, 1189 nucleotides. RefSeq names its product aph-1 homolog A, gamma-secretase subunit (gene APH1A). NCBI's taxonomy places the organism in Eukaryota, Metazoa, Chordata, Aves, Passeriformes, Passerellidae. Bases 25 to 810 code for a protein of 261 amino acids. Gene Ontology annotation, biological process: positive regulation of catalytic activity; Notch receptor processing; Notch signaling pathway. Gene Ontology annotation, molecular function: protein-macromolecule adaptor activity. Gene Ontology annotation, cellular component: gamma-secretase complex; membrane; endoplasmic reticulum. The transcript has 7 exons. The record is from RefSeq and is a predicted model, not a curated record.
CCAGGGGGCGCUGUUGGUGCCGCCAUGGCCGCCGCGGUGCUGCUGGGCUGCGCCGCCAUCGCGCUCGGGCCCGCGGCCGCGCUCGUGCUGCUCACGGUGGCGGCGGAGCCGCUGCUUCUCAUCGUGCUGCUGGCGGGGGCGUUUUUCUGGCUGCUGUCGCUGCUGGCCGCCUCGCUGCUCUGGUCCGUGUGGGUGCAGCUCAGCGGGCGGGAGGACGCGGCGCUGCUGCCGCUCGGAGCCGCCGCCGCGGUGCUGCUGCAGGAGCUCAGCCGCUUCGCCUGCUUCAAAAUGCUCAAGAAGGCCGAUGCAGGGCUGGCCACCCUCAGCAAGGACGGGCGCUCCCCGCUCUCCCUGCGGCGCACGGCUUACGUGUCUGGGCUCUCCUUUGGCAUCAUCAGUGGCCUCUUCUCCAUCACCAACAUCCUGGCGGACUCUGCAGGGCCAGGCACCGUUGGGAUCCACGGGGACUCCCCAUAUUUCUUCAUCACCUCUGCCUUCCUCACCAUGGCCUUGGUUCUGCUCCACACCUUUUGGGGCAUCAUCUUCUUCGACGCCUGUGAGCGGCGCCGCGCCGGGGGCCUGGGGCUGGUGGUGGGCAGCCACCUGCUCACCUCGGGGCUGACCUUCCUGAACCCGUGGUACGAGGCCAGCCUGGGCCCCAUCCUCAUCCUCACGCUCUGCACUGGCCUCUGGGCCUUCAGCACCGCUGGUGGCUCCUUCCACAACGUCCUCAAGUGCCUCUCAUGUAAGCAGGAGCCUGAGGGCCAGGCCAUGCUCUGCUCGGCGCUGCAGGUGCCUCCUGAGGGCUGAGGGAGCCGUGGCCCCACAGCCAGACCCUCCUGUGAAAGCCUUCACCCCUCCUGCUCCGGGGGAAUUUGUGUCUGCCCAGUGCCUGGGGCCCUUUGGGGUCUGACCACCACCCUCUUCCCUUUGUUCCCAGAUUCUCUGAACUCCUUUCCCUCAGUUUGAGCAUCUGGGGAAGGCCAGGGUGGGCCAGAUGCCCUGGGGGGAGUCAGGGCAGGACCCCCCCAUUUCCCUGUGUUUGUCACCCUGGGGGUGUCCCCACCCCUGGUGAUGCUCUGGGCGUGGGGGACACCGGGACUGGGAUGCUCAGCCCUUCUCGCCCCUGUUCAGUCCCAGGGGAGUAAAUUAUUUUUUUAAUUAAGAGUAAAACCGUUUUACAAAACCA